Molecule: messenger RNA, 11877 nt
Organism: Dromaius novaehollandiae (emu)
Lineage: Eukaryota; Metazoa; Chordata; Aves; Casuariiformes; Dromaiidae
Gene: MAP3K14
Product: mitogen-activated protein kinase kinase kinase 14
Exons: 16
Coding region: 5884-8718 (944 amino acids)
Biological process (GO): protein phosphorylation; canonical NF-kappaB signal transduction
Molecular function (GO): protein serine/threonine kinase activity; ATP binding
Source: RefSeq, a predicted model, not a curated record
UGUCUACUUGAUCGGUUACAUUAGAAACAUGUGUUCAGGGCUUUGCACAUGUAAGAAGCAGCAAUCUGAAACUAGCAUCCAUAAACAACUUUUAAAUUUCUUUUUAAACCGGCUUGCUGAGCUCUUUUAUGAGUAAUAACUUGCACCUUCUUAGCUGUGACAAUAGUGAUGAGAGUAACUGAAUCAGGCUUUCAAAUAUGUGUCUGUAGUGUGCUGCUUUAUUGCAUUUUAACUAAGUUAAAAUCUAUUAUUGGCACAGCCACUGGAUUCCUCUGGAAUGAGUCAUUUGCUAUUAACUAUUAAAUUUUAACUGUUACGAGAGACCAAGUCUUUGAAUAGCAUGCUGUGAAGAAGGACUGUCACAAACAAACGUGUGACGAACAAAAAUCGAAAGGGCUUGCGGGACCUGAUCCAACGUCACUGGAGUUAAUGAGCUUGGAAGGAAGAAGCGGGAUAAAUAGCGGCAGUGUUAAAUGUGAGGAGGUAGAGCAGAGCUUUUGUGAGAGCGAUGCGGUCACUAAUUAUUAGCCUAAAGGAAAGGAGGCGAAUGUGACCGCGUUGUCUCUGUAGCCUUCCUCCUGCCGCUUUUGGAGGCGUUGGCCCAUGUCGGUCAGACUUGGUGGUGGAGACAGAAGGAGAAAGGUCUGGGAGACAGAAAAUCUUCCAAGUUCCAAGACGAGCAGCUGGCCCCGAGUAGAAGAGACCUGGAUUAGGGAAAGGUCUGGAGAUGCUGGGAGAUCAAGAGGAUGAGCUGGGGGACCAAAAGGAGGGGUAAGAGGCCUAGACAUGGGGGACUUAAAUCUGUAGGAAAGUGGGCUUUGAUCACAUUUUAGUAGCAUUAGCUAGACCCCGAAGAAUUAAGCUUACGUAGAAAUGCUCCUAUCCAUACUGAACCUAGCAGAACUUCUGUUUUUGCCUAGCGUUUCAACGUUGCCGCUUUCUCAUAGCCUUACGUGGCAUUUUUGCAAGUGUGAACUGAAAAUCUCGGGCCACGCGACAAUGUUUGGCAGGAAUUGGUGAAAGCUUGGUCCUGUCUACCUGGGCAGAAUUGAUUUUAAUGCGUGUUUGUGGUUAGUGUCGGAAGUUGUCCAUUUCAGUGCUUAUAUACCAUCUCGCUCUAAUUGAGGAAAUAGCCUCACUCCACAAAUGGGUCUUAAAAGUCAGGAUGUUGUUAAGCUGUGUCCUCAAAGCUUAUGUAUAAACAGCUAAGUCAGAUUUGAAAACAAAACUUUGUCGGACUCAAAUUUGUUAAUACUAAUACUUUCUGUAAUACUUGUUCGCGGAGCGGUUUGGAAAAUUAGCCGGUUUGAGUGAAUUGGGAUGCAGUGAUGUUUAUAAACUUUGGGUGAAUGGUGUUAUUCAUAUCCUCGCUCGACAACAUGAAAAGAAUUGUUAUGGGGUGAGUUGUACCCAAGUUUAUACUCGAGGAGAUUAAGAUAGAUGUGUUUAGGCACUUGUGGAAACUCUACUUAUGGGUAAACCCAAUCAAAUGCUUUCCUACAGAGUUUGUAACCAAACUGCUGCAAUAUGUUAAUGUCUGGCAACUGAUAGUUGAAGCUUAUUAUCCUGAUGUUUAUAGUAAGCAACAUAAAUGGCUGAAAAUGGAUGUUGGAGUAUUUACUGUCAAACCACUUGAAAUAAUAUGUUUACAUAUUUAUUGUCAUUUAUAACAAAGCUUACUCAUGAACGUAAUACUGAUAGUGAAGUCCUUCAGAUUGUGAGUUCUGGGGUGGUUUAGGUGGAAGCAGCUGGUGAUCUUCAGGUAAACCUUAGUAUUUGACGGUACAUGAGAGACCAAGAGGAACCAGACAAGACUGUAUGGAUGCCCCUUGUAUAGACACAUAAAUAACAGUGUUAAAACAAGAGGAGGUGAAGGUUGUGCGCAUUCUUGACUGAUAACCGGUGAUCUGACUCACCAGUAUUAUAAUCAGUCAGGCACUCUCUUUAUUUUUAUUGUGGAGCUCUUAGGUAUCCGGUUUUCUCUUGCAUUUAAACUGUCAUUAAAUGUGUUUUAAGGUAGAGCUGUGUGGUGUGUACUGUAACUUUUUUUAAUCGCUUCUGAGGCAAAUUGAAACUUCUCUCUUGCUGACUGUACUGAGCUUGUUUAAAUAACAACCCCAGACCCAUGCGACAAUAAUAUGCCUUAAACAUAAGGCAUGAAAACGGCUGAAAACGGAACCGUCUUAAUUUCGGUUCCAUCUGAAACGUGGGCAGGCAGGGAAGAUCAUCUCUGGUAUCAAAGCGGAGAAAGACAAAGAUGAGAAGUCAUGAACAAAUGGAAGAAGUGCCUGGGGCUUGAAAGAGUUCUGUGAAUAUUUCUACUCCUCAGGUACCAGACCAGAUCUUUAGUGUAAUUCAUUUUUUAACAGGUGGCAUCUUUUUUUCCAGUGAAAUGUGUGUUGUUGAUAAGGUUUCAGACAAAUUUGAUAUCUUUACCAUGAUUUUUUUUUUUUUUAGCCAGUACUCAAGACGGAUACUUUGGACACUUUCUCAAAUACCUACUGACAGAGCUACGGUUGUUAGAAAUUGAAGAUCCCUAAAAGCUUAGUAUAUGCUCAUUUUUUGAACUGACAUCAAGUUACAGUGAUGGAUAAAUUCAUAGUUUUCCUUGCUUUUGCUUUUUUGCAGUGGUCAGUAAAGCAACAUUGCUAAAAUUUGACUUGUAUGUUCCAAUAAACCAAGAGCAGCUGCAAAAGAGAAGGCUAACCUAAGUUAAGGCUAACCUAAGUUAAUGCGUUGUUCAUAAAACCCUUCUCAAUAAGGAAGUGGGAAGCCUCACUGAGACAACAUGAUUUUUUUUUUUCAAGCUAAAUGUCAAUCUGAAACUGCUACUGAACAGUAGCACUCAAACUAGGAGAAGAAAUCUGCAUGCUUUGAAGACGAUAUAUGAAGUCUUAUGUAUAUUUUAAAGCUCUUACCCAGGUCUUUUUUUUUUAAAACCAAAACUACAGGGCUGCUCCACAAAAUGUUGACUAAAAAAGCAGUUGGCAAGGAAGAUUUGACCCAGGUAGGCUGAGCAGGAUCACAUGUUGUGAUGUACUGCAGAGCGUUCUCGUCCUGGAGAGGUAUUUGCCUUGCUUUGUACAGCUAGGAGUCUCUCUGUAUACGAAGUAACUUCAUAUAACAAAGAAAUGUUCUUUGAAGGUCCCUGCUACAAAUAGCUUCCAGUGGAAGCAGCCAAUAUUGAGAUGGAAGAUCUGCAGAUGGUUAACUUCGACUUGUUUCAAAAACGCUGGGAGAAGGAGGGGAUUUUCAAAGGAGCAGUAAGCAUAUGGCUGUCCCUCAUCUCAGGAAAAUUUGAGUGGCUCCUUAAUUUUGACUCCCUGCAAGUCUCACAUGGCCUUAUCCUGUACGAUAGGUUUUCGCAGGAGCGCAGACGUUGCUUGAGGAAGGAGUUGCCACUGCCGUCGGCCGGCGUCUCCACAACGCAAGCGAUACUGUGGAUGGCUUUCGUUCUGUAAAAACAUACUUUCUUUUUUACAGCAGCGAGAACUAACAUUUAACUGGAUGUGAGCGUAAGAUCGUAGUGAAGAUAAGGUGCAAGGAGUCUUUAACAGUGGUGUAGCUAGCAGAAGCCCUUUGUGGGCUCGGGAUGUAGUAUUCGCCUUUAUCUACUGCAUCGUUACCUGACUUUCCCUUCCUUCCGCGGGUGUACGCAUGGGUUUGUUAUUUUCGAGGAAGGAAGAAAAUCAGGAAUAUUGAAAUCAAGAAUUACGGUUGAAUUGAAAUGACUCGGUCAAGGGAAAGGAAGUUUUAAAAACCGGAGGAGCAGUUUUGGAUAAGAAAUGAUGACUCUCCGGUUCAAUAGCUUGCGUCUCCUGAUGUUGCCUUUAAAACUUACGUCUGCCCAUGGAAACCUGCUCAUCCUGGUGGCAAGUAAAUAGGCAACCAAAAGCACUACUCCAACAUGCCUCACUUUGGGUAAAUUUUGUUCUUACGGAUCUUGCCGUGGAGCCUCAGAUAUCCAUGUAGUCCUCCCGAGGCUUCCUUUUAUUUAAAGCUUUAUUAAAAAUAGCCACAGGCAGGUCCUGGGCUGAGUGCCUCCAUGCAAAUUAACAGGACUUACGAAUGCUUUCCACCUCUCCGGAGCACCCUCCUCCCCAAAGGGCACAGAGAUGAGUCUGGCCUGUUCAGUUUUGAAUACUGCCUUCAAGAGAAGUUAUGCCUCAAUAAUUAUUUAGAAAUCCUGAUUCUUAAAAUCACAACUUCUCCCAAAUUCACUUUGUUGGGCAUAGCAUGAAAUAGUUGGGGCUUUGAUUCUUCCAUGGACCUGAAAAUUAUGUGGCAAUGGUUAAACUGGGCUGGGCUUGUAGUCUCUGUGUCUACACAGCCUUGUUAGACCUGAGUCACCCACUAAGCCGGCUGCACGCUGGCUGCCCUGCGCUGGGCUGGAGGACGUUGCUUACAAUAGCUAUCUCUUAUUUUUUUUCAUUUGGCAAGUGAAGUACAUACUUUGUCGACUUUAAUUUCAGUAAUGUUUCCGUGUUACCCUUUUCCCUUUCAGAGGGAGACAGGGACUUGUGAUUUUGCUUCUCCCCUCCCUCUGUUGUCUUUUAACUAAACUGAGGAGUGAUUUGUAAAAGUGUGUAUUUUUGGAGAUGGGAAUGGCUUUGCCCCGCAGGCCUUGAAGGUGAGGAGAAGGCAAGGAGAGACAGAGUUAAUGCAAAUCAGGAGAGAGUGAGUAUAAAAAUAGCUCUGAACUUGUCAGUUUGGUCACUGGUGGCUUGGGUUAGUCAUCUGGCAGGCUGUCUUUCUGCUGCUCCCAGGGAUUAUUUUACAGCACUGAGAUUUGACAUAAUUUCUGGAGAGAAGAGAGAGAGGGACGGCUGUAAUGAGUGGGAUACUGUCAUCGGCACUUCUUUCUCACAGCAGCUGCUCUGCGUUGAGCCGCUCAAUGUGCUCAUUGUUGACUUCUCUUGUGUACCUGCCAGGUUGUUAGGUGACUCACUGCAAAUCGCACCAAGGUUCAUGCACUUGGCUCCCGAACCGUUCCUUCCCCACUCCUUGGUGGCCUUUUAGGUGCCGAGCACCCAUCGGUGCCUGUUUUGUAGCUUUCCCGAUUGAGCUUUGUGUUGCCGGGAGCCUCUUCAGAAUAAAUGGCCUGCUGCCCCAGGAAAACAAAUCAAAUAGAAAAUAAAUUAAAAAAAAAAGCAAAUCCCUGCUGCAGAUUCAAACCAAUGAGCCUCAAAGGACGUGCUCCUGUAAUAGUUAUGUUAAGUUGUUUUUAGUGGCUUCCGCUCAAACGGUGUGUCGCUCCUCCCGUUCGGUCUGUGAUGCUUAACACCGCUACACUUCGCUAAGGUUUCUGGAUUUUCAUGGCUUGUCUGAUGAUGGAAAUGUUUGUUUUAGGAUUUUGCACUUGAACUGUGAAAGGGCUGUGGAACGAGGAAAUGACCCUACGGUUAAGGGGUGAUAAAGCAUAUUCUGGUUUAGAAGAAAACAACGAUGUUCUAAGUUUUUCAGAAUACAGGGUAGGGGGGACAGGAGCGAAAGCAAAGCCCGAUAUCCUGUGGUUUUGUGCUCAGGGUGUUUGUAGGAAACUGUUAACUCUACGCAUUCCUGAUACCCCACGAUAUGCCCUUCUCCUGCCCCGCAGUGCCUUGCUUCCAGGCUCCCUUACGCUUCUCCCUUUCCACCCUUGGCUCCCUUCCACCUUCCUCCGUGUUGCCAAUUGGCCGAGAUUUGGCAUGUGCUGGGACUUGUUUGGAGCUACAUUUACACGAACCGGGCAGCGAGAGCCUGGCCUGAUUGACUCGCCAGCUGCUGCCAAGCGCAGGGGAGAGGAGCUGAGCUCUGCCUGCCUCUUCUUCCAGCACCAUCGCCGUCCUCUGCCCAACGCCGGCUUGCAUUAACCUGAUACGCCUGGCUCUCUGAACCUGUGAAAUGGCAGUGAUGGGAAUUACAUGCCAAGGAGCUCCUGACCCAAACGUCAAGCACAAGAAGGAGCUCACGGCUACAAAGGGGCUGAAGGAGACAGUGAGUGAAAAGCAGAGCAGUGUUUGCAAAGUAGAAGAUUCAAAGAAGGUCGCCUUUCACAGUCCUUGGAAAAUCCUGAAUGAUGUAAUCACCAAAGGAACAGCAAAAGAAGAAACAGAAGGAGGCUCUGCCUCAAUUUCUAUUAUUGCUCAAGCAGAAUGUGAAAACAGUCAAGAGUUCAGCCCUACUUUAUCAGAGAGAUCCUUCAUUGCUCAUAGUAAGCGUUACAGCCGGUCAGACAGUCUUGAUCAAAUCCCUAACAAUGUGGCGCACGCAACGGAGGGGAAGAUGGCACCUACCUGUUGGAGAGGGAGGCAUCGCGGUAAAAACAGAAAGAAACGUCAUAAGAAAAGAUCCAAGCUGAAGAUACAAACAGUGGCUGCUGGCAGGCGUGGUCCCAGAACUCCAGAACAAGAAAGUUGCACUCCAAUUCCAGUCCAGGAGGAUGAAACACACCAAAGUACUCUCUACAGAAACAAUUUUUGGGUUUCAGAACUUGGCAAGGAUUUGGUCUAUGACCCGCUGCUGUUUGAGAAACCUGGGAAAGUUCUGUCCACAGGCAAACUCCAUUCACCAAGGAGCCAGUACAAAACAGACCUGCACAAGCUGAUUAGCCCUGUUCAGUGCCUUAAUCAUGUUUGGAAACGUCACUAUCAGAGGGACAGUGUUCCACAGCCUGAAACACUUCAUCCUUUUCCAUACAACAUAAUACCUCCUCAUUUCCCACCUCUGGACAGUCCUUUCCAUGCCAUGAAACUUAAUGCUCUGGGAACAUACUUCCAUGGUGAUUUCAACUAUCAAGACAGUGAUCAUCGCUUAUCUGGCCUAAACUUAGAAUGCAGUUUCCCCAGAUGCGUCAACCAGUCCAUGAAAACCAGUUCGGACAAGAUUUCUGUGGAAGAAUACUUGGUAGACGCCUUGAAGGGGAGCGUGAGUCUCGGUGAACCGCAAAAUUUAGCCAGCCUAGCCAAGACGUGGAGAGGAGGCGGUCUGGACCUGAAGGAACAAUUCCAAGAAGCAGAUGAAAAUGAAGGCGUGCUACUUAAUGAGAAACUAAAGCCAGUGGAUUAUGAGUACCGAGAAGAGGUUCACUGGACGAAGUGUCACGGUUCUUUGGGCAUUGGCUCUUUUGGAGAAGUAUACAAAAUAGAGGACAAGCAGACAGGAUUUCAGUGUGCUGCCAAAAAGGUACAAGUUGAACACUUCCGUGCAGAGGAGUUAACAACGUGUGCUGCAAUAACAAAUCCUAAAGUUGUCCCCUUGUAUGGAGCUGUGAAGGAAGGGCCUUGGGUGACUAUCUUCAUGAAGCUGAUGGAGGGUGGCUCACUGGGUCAGCUGAUUAAACAGAGCGGCUGCCUGCCAGAGGAUAGAGCUCUUAGCUAUCUGGGCCAGGCUUUCGAGGGCUUGGAGUAUCUUCAUGCUCAAAACAUUCUUCAUGGAGAUGUAAAAGCGGACAAUGUGCUCUUAUCUGAUGAUGGAAGCAGGGCUCUUCUCUGUGACUUUGGUCAUUCUGCUCACCUUCAUCCAGAUGGCUUGGGAAAGUGCUUGAUCACAGGGAACUAUGUACCUGGCACAGAGACUCACAUGGCUCCAGAGGUGGUCAUGGGAAAGCGCUGUGACUCUAAAGUGGAUGUCUGGAGUAGCUGCUGUAUGAUGCUGCACAUGCUCAACGGGUGCCACCCUUGGACCCAGUAUUACAAUCAUCCUCUCUGUCUAAAGAUAGCUAAAGAGCCACCUCCUCUGAGGGAAAUUCCGCCUUCCUGCAACCCUCUCACUGCUGAGAUUAUUAAAAUGGGUCUGGAGAAAGAGCCUGUUCAGAGAGCAUCUGCGUCUGAACUGAAAACUAAGACCACGGUUGCACUUGAAGAAGUGGGAGGUGUGACAAGCCCCUGGAAAGGCGAAUACAGAGAGCCUAGACAUCUAGCUUUGAACAAAGAAAACAAUCAACAGACCUCCCUGUCCCCCACAGUAAGCCCAGUUUCUGAGACUGAUUCUGACCCAAAAUUGGCAGUCAAAGUUUCUUGUGCAAGCCCAGUCCUACCACCACCAUCUCUGGAGCAAACAGAGGGGGUCGAGGGAACCCCUUGGAACCUGUGCAAGGAGUUAUCUGGGAUCUGGGAUCCUCCACCUCUCUCUUCUUUGGCUCCUCUGCCCCUGAAGAGCUGCAGCCAUGCGGAGAGAGCAACAACCAUUUCAGAACAAGAGCUUCAGCAGCUGGAAAUAGAACUGUUCUUGAACAGCCUGUCACAGCCUUACUCGCUGGAAGAGCAAGAACAAAUGCUUUCAUGUCUCAGUAUCGACAGCCCUUUUGUGUCGGAUGCCAGUGAGAAGAACUCCCUGAAGGCUUCUCAUAGCUUGAGGGACACCAUGAGCUCUGGGAUUCAUUCCUGGAACAGCCAGACAGAUGGACAGAGUUUCAGUUGGAACAACCUGCUGAAUCGCAGUCGACACACGGACACUCCCAGCUAUUUCAAUGGAGUAAAAAUCCAGAUUCAGUUGCUAAGUGGAGAAAAUCUACACAUCAGGGAUUUCCACAGGACAAAGGUGGGAGACAUUGCCACUGGGAUAAGCAGCCAGAUACCGGUCCCUGCUUUCAGUCUGGUGACAAAAGAAGGCCAGCCAGUUCACUAUGACAUGGAGGUCCCAGACUCUGGUAUUGAGUUGCAGUGCACCCUCGCCCCUGACUGCAGCGUCAGCUGGACAUGGAGAGUCAAGCAUGGGCAGCUGGAGAACAGGCCGUGAGGCUAUUUCUGCUUUGGAGGUUUUCACCUUGUUGAAAUAAGGAAUUGCAAAAGCUUCCAACCACCUCUGCUGUCAAGCACCAAGUGCAGUUGCUGGUGUUUUGUGCUGAAGUAGGGUAGCAGUUCAGCAGCUCACUGCUCUAGGGCCUCACUUCUUGUUGUCUGUCCUGAUCCAGUUCCAAGACAUGUCCUGAGCUCCAAUGUUCCCCAGAACAGUGGGAAUUGUUUGUUUUGGGUGUGAGUGUUAGAUUGAGCUUGAAAACGGCGGGUAGAAAUCCCUGCUUUGCAGAGGACUGUGAUUGUGCUUUCCAGGAGAGUACAGGGGUUGGAUGGGAACACUCAUUGCUCAGCCUCUGAGGUGAAGCCAGUAGUGAGCGGACUUGCUAGAAGGAGGAGGCUGAGUAUCUUCAGUGUAGCUGUAGUUGUUUGUGCACAGGGAAAGCUGGCUAACUUCCUUCUUGCUGGAGGAAAAACUUAAUGCUUCUGUAGGCUUUGGGUAGCAUCAUCUCUACCUCCAGCCUUUUGCAUGGGGAAAGUUGAAAGCAGUGACUAGCUGGGUUCUUGGUUUCACCUCCCACCCUUCCCCGUAGAUGCUUCUGUCUUGAAUCAGAAAAGAAGUUUGUUCCCAGAAAGAGCUUUGCUUGCGGCUCUCGUCUUCAUAUCUCCUCCCCAACUUAGGAGCUGACACGUCCCUCUUGGGUGUUGCUACCAACAGAGGGAGUAAAACGGUCUGGCAGGAAGGGUAAGAGGGUUGAAUUCCUUGGUGGGUAAAGCAGGAGGAUUGGAUUCCUCGGUUGUCUUUCCAUCGCUGCUGCUGACUUGCUGCGACUUCCCUCGAGCUGUCCCGUCCGUUCAGCUCCCCCUGGAGGGAGAAGGAACAGCAGCUCUAUAAGCUUAGACGAGGUCUGAAUUUUGCUGCGGCAUUAAAAAAAGAAAAAGAAGAAAAAAGCUCACUCCCAGCUGUCAAUCCAGCCGGCCAUCCUGCCUCUCUGCUGGAGAUUAUUGCCCUGCAGCAGGCUUGGCGAGAGGGACCGUGCCGGUGGCUCAGGUGCCCCGGUUCUGCACGGUGUUUUAGCUCAGCCUGUUUUCAGCAGCACCGACAGACUGGCACCAGGCUCUGUACCCCUCCCUCUGUGUCAAAAUGUGUUAAAGGAGUGGUAUGGCAGCUGGGCCCGUAGUGCCUUAAGCUUUAGUGAAUUUUACACUGGUUUUAGCACUGUUUUUUUUACUAGUUUGAAUCGUACUGAAAUUGUAUGGGUCAAAUGCAGACAGGCGAGUGUUGCUAGCUCCCCUGUAACCCAGAACAGAACCAGAGGAGGCAUAAGCUACGAAUGUACUUGUGCAGGACUGCACUAAGUCCUUGCACACCUGGAAAUCAGUGUGACAGUCACUUGACAGCGUGCUGCAGCUUUUCCAGAAAGCUGUAAGUACAGCGGCCACAGAGUGGGGACUAUUUACGUCCAGGCUGAAUAGAGAAAUGGCUCCCAAGAAGCAAGAUGGGUCCUGCUGGAUCCACGCUGGCCCUGGGGGGCACAAAGAGGAAUGUUUGCAGUUUCCUCAAGUGAAGUUCAGCUACAAAAUAGCUGAAAAAUGUGCUCUGGGCCUCCCGUUUUGAGGACUCGAGUUUGGUAAGCAACUGAUGUUCGUUCCCUUUGGUCUCCAGAACAUUGGCUGUUUCUUGAUAUCUUAGGCAGUGGCAUCCUUAGUCAGAAAAUUGAAGUUGGGAUGCAAGAAGAAAAGAGGAACUCUUGAAGAAACCUGUCACCACUGUGUAGUUUUUAUAGCACUUUUUGUUCUAAAGCACUUAAUACGUUGUCCGAAGUAGGUACCUAAUUAUAGCUGAAAUGCAGCCACGUUAAGGGUCUUUUUUGUAAAGAGUUAACACGUUACACACAUCUCUUCCAGGAAGGAGUUGGGGGGGAAUGGCAAGGUUGGCACAAUCUCUUUUUUUCGGAUGCCAUUAAGUACCCAGGAUUGUCAGCUCUGGAGCAGAAGGGAUCGAAACACCUCUCUGGAGCUCCCGAACUAAUGGUCAGCACAGCAGCCGACCUUCUUGUGCCAAGCACCUCCCUAGGCUUUCUCUGAGGAGGAGGAGAAAAACUUGUUGGUUGUUCUUAAGAAAACUCUGGCGUAAUAGCGAUGUGUCAAUAUGAGAAUGGUCUAUUCCCCGCCCAAAGGCUGCGGCUCGCGGCUUUCCCUGUUGCCUCUAAAAUGCUUCACUGUACAGGUGAGACGCUGCUGCCCUCGCGGUAUCUCUUCUUGUGACUUCCGUGUCCGUCUGUACCCCGAUGGCGUCUGACUCAAGUUCUGCCGAGCAGGAGGGCGGGAUGCGGCAGCCCUCUCUUUGCAGGACCUCUGAGCCUCGCGCUUCAUUUAUAGCAUUAACGCUAGUCCUUAGCCGCCCACGUGAAUGCCUAAAAGGUGAAGUCUUGUAAAUCCAGAACGUCUUUGUUGCGUAGAUGGAGAUGUUUCUGUUCUCCUGGGCUCUCACGCCAGCAUUAGCCGGUAUCUCCAUCCUGCUUGUUUCGUCCAAAAACCUCAGUCGUAUUUUGCCGCCCUCUCAAAGGAGAAAGUGAGGCUGCAAAAUUCGAUGUAACCAUCAUUGACGUGAGGGUUAGACAAACAGGCUGUGGUGGCAGCUGUGCCUCUUAGAUGGGAAAGAUGCUUUAACUGAUACCACAAACCACUGGUGCUUUCUUACUGCCCUGAAAUGUGGUUCUGCUCUCGGAAGCAUCUCCAGGGUUUUAAUGUUUGGUUUCUAUCAGCUUGGGAUCUCCUCGACUCUCUCCUGUUGCCAGGACAGUUUCCUGUUAAUUUGGCCGGUCAUUUUUGCUGUGACAGGCGAAAAGAACCCUCCAGCUUUCAGAUAAAGGCUGGCUGUGCAAUACCCACAGAAGAGAAAGUCGGGGAAGCUUUUUAUUAUUCACAUUAAAAUUUGAUUGAAACAGUGUGUAAUAGCAUAAUUAGUCUUUAGGACAGAACCACAGUUCAGGGUAGGGAGGAUAAAUAGCAGUAAUAGUGACAAUAUCGAUGGCUCUGGUCAUAUAGCUCCUUCCUAAAGUCUUUAGGAAAAUCACAUUGCUUUCGGCAAAGCGAUAUGAAGCCGACGGUCUCUGGGAUGGGCAGUACUGGUGUGGGGGGAGGCAAGGGAAUGACUAGC